UUUUUUUGCUAGUCUAACAAGCCCACGCCGACGGGGCAGAAGGAGUGUUUUGUUGCCCCUAGUCCUUCCCCUUUAACUGUGACAGCCACGCGAGAGACUACUCAACGCACACCAUAGAUCCGCUGGGACUGCGGGGUGGCGAUCUGUUUACAAAAGAAACCAGGGUACCUGGUGGACCUGUGUGGGCAGACGUGGCAGGGGGACGCACUGCUGCUGCGCUCGCACUCGGCUUCUCGAAGGUUCUACUUUGUGACCCAGGACACGGACUGCGGACUGUGGCUGCACGCUGCAACUCCAGGCGACAGGAUCCACUUCCACUUCCGUUUCUUCCUGGUCUACAGCUUGUCCCCGGCUUCUCCGGCACCCAUGGCGUCCUCGCCAGCGCCUGCGCCCGCCGACCCGUGCGCCCCCGGCUCCUACCUGCAGUUCUACGACGGCCCGCCGGGGGCACCCCGGGCUCUGGGACCCCCAACCUGCGGCCUGACCAUCCCAAUCCCCGUGACGUCCUCGGGGCCCUUCCUGGGCCUGCGCCUGGUCACCAGAGGACGCCAGCCCCGCGUGGACUUCGUGGGCGAGGUCACCUCUUUCCGUCUGGGGUUUUGUGGCUCCUACUUCCGUUGCCGCAAUGGCAGGUGUGUCCCCCGGAGCCUGCUGUGUGAUGCCUGGGGCAUGGACAACUGUGGGGAUGGCAGUGACCAGGACUCCUUGCCACCAGCCAGCUGCAGAGGUCCCACGUGGGCACCUAGGCAGAUGCAGAGCCCGGAAGGCAACACCAGCAAGCCCCUGACUCUCUCCCUGGCUCUCGGCUCUGCAGAACCACCCCAGACUACAGCUGAGAGAGGCUCUGCAGCAGGCCAGGCCCCUGCCCGACAGGAUGCAGUGUUGGAAGGUCCCCAGCUCUGGAAGGUGGCGCUGGCCUCCUCUCUGCUGUUGGUCUUCACCAGCCUCCUCACGGGCUUCCUCUGGUGGUGCUGCUGCCCCAGCCGGUUGGCCCGGCCCCCAGGCACCAGCAGAUCCCGCCUGCGAUGCUGCACCGCCUGCUGCCUGUGUCCCAGCCGGGUGGCCCCUGGGGAGCGCUGGUUGAACAGGCCAGGGAGGUCAUCCUUGCAAGGCUGCGGUCAUUAGUGGGCCCUGUGGUCUGACAGACCUCUGACCUGGGGUAGUCACUCUGGUCUUUGAGUCUCAGUCUGCCCCUGAGGAAAUAGGCUGAGUGUGUCUGCUGAUUUACAAAUGCGGGUCACAGGAGGUCAAGGGUGGAGACCAGGCUGGGCUUUGUUGUACAGAAUGGUGGCUUUCUGGCUGUGCCUUGCUCUGAGUGACUCCAUUCUUUUAAAUUUUUAUUUAUUUAUUUGAGAGUGACAGAGAGAGAAAGAGGGAGAGACAGAGAGAAAAUGGGUAUGCCAGGGCUUCCAGCCACUGCAAAUGAAUUUCAGACGCGU
Messenger RNA from Jaculus jaculus (lesser Egyptian jerboa), 1439 nucleotides. RefSeq names its product low density lipoprotein receptor class A domain containing 2 (gene Ldlrad2). Lineage: Eukaryota; Metazoa; Chordata; Mammalia; Rodentia; Dipodidae. The transcript is spliced from 5 exons. The record is from RefSeq and is a predicted model, not a curated record. Bases 367 to 1125 code for a protein of 252 amino acids. Gene Ontology annotation, molecular function: protein binding.